GUGGCGUACAACCAGCUGACUGACGCGAGCCUCGACAACGUCGAACAUCUUGUCUUCACCAAGGCCAUCACCAGGAUCAGCUUCGCGUGGAACUUAUUCACACAAGCCGGGAUUCAGCGUAUGAGGAAAGCUGCGUCAGAAAGGACCAAGUCGUCUCGAAGGAGCAAGACUCCUCGCAUCUCAAACCUCCCUGCCAUCCUGAUCGUCGCUGAUCCCGCCAGGAUGCAAAACCUCGUGGAGAGGGCAAGAAAGAACGGGCUGACCGAUAGAGUUGCGGAGGAAAUGAGUAAAGUCGACUACAUGUCGAUGUUCGUGGUGCUACGAAACCCGACGCUGUCGCACCUGUCAAAGCUACAGAUCCUCCGGAUGAUGAGCUCGGACAAGUUCCUUACAGCAGACAUGAUCGUCGAGAUACUGACCAAGUGCUUUCAUGAGGCAGAGGAGCCGGUGAAGAAGAAGACUCUUUCGGUUCUACUGCGGAAGACGCAAUAUCCAGAAGAUCUCGUUGCGAUUUCCAACGGACUGCAGAAGACAGACUUCAGCAGGCAUGAAGCCUUACAGUCUCGGUCGAACAGAAGCUUUCGCAGCACUGAUAUGGACAAGAUAUGACAUUGAGGAGCGGGAGACACUGAUUGUACAGUCACAAGAGCGAGAAGAAUAAAAUCACGAGUAAGAU
This is a messenger RNA of Guillardia theta CCMP2712, 676 nucleotides long. RefSeq lists its product as hypothetical. The transcript has 6 exons. Lineage: Eukaryota; Cryptophyceae; Pyrenomonadales; Geminigeraceae. Bases 121 to 609 code for a protein of 162 amino acids. The record is from RefSeq and is a predicted model, not a curated record.